UCUCCUCCUCUCGUGAGCCCGAGAUUUGAAAGUGAAGCUGUGUGAGGAACAGUGUGUGUGUGUUCUCACGCUGAUACUCAGUGUGUGCGUGUGUUUGUGUGUGUGUGUUUUAGAUAAAGUGGAGUCUCGGGGACGUGGAUGAAGCUGAAGCCCGCUGUGACCUCUCGACGCCCCUGAGCUUCUCUUCGCGUGAUGGAUGCAGAGGAUGUUCUGCUGGAUGAUGACCUGGACGGCUCGUGGACGCUCUUGUCCUGGCUGGCGUCCUGCGUCAUGGUGUUCGGAGGGGCCCUGCCCUACGUGCCGCAGUACCAGGAUAUCCAGAGGAGCUCCAACACUGAGGGCUUCUCCACCAGAGUGUGCCUGGUGCUGCUCGUCGCCAACAUCCUGCGCAUAUUCUUCUGGAUAGGAAAACAGUUUGAGAUGACCCUGCUGCUCCAGAGUGUGGUGAUGAUCCUCGCCAUGUUCGCCAUGCUCCACCUCUGCUGCACGGUCCACAACACCAACCGAGUGAGCACCAAGCAGCACAGACUCACAGAUUUGGACUUUCGCUACUUCUGGAAGUGGAGUGCGUUCGAGGACUACCUGCUCUUCUGCUUCGGCUUCACCGUGCUGUGUGCGGUGGUCACCCUGCUGCUGCUCGACUCCCUUGUGUUCGUGGAGGCGCUGGGCUCCCUGGCUGUGAUGUUUGAGGCCAUGCUGGGCCUCCCGCAGCUCCUGCAAAACUUCCACAACGGCUCCACCAAAGGCAUGAGUGUGAAGAUGGUGCUUCUGUGGACGGCGGGUGACGUCUUCAAGACCAUCUACUUUGUGCUGAACGAAAGCCCUUCUCAGUUCUGGGUGUGCGGCUCGGUCCAGAUCCUGAUCGAUGUGGCCAUCCUCCUCCAGGUGCUCUUCUACAGCCAGGACGCGCGGGUCAAGCUCGGCUGAACCCAGAUGUUUCUCGGGGCUUUUUAAAAACAACCGGGACUGACGGAGGAGAAGCUAAGUGCCAGAACAUGGAGAAAACCAAAGUCAGUGUAGAUUAGUUUUUGUGGUCAGCUUUUUAGUAAAAUAUUCUCUCUAGUAUCAUGCAGAACCAACCAAAGAACCAUUAAAUCAAUUAAGACUUUUUUUAGUCACUUUUCUAACAGCAGGUCUGUAACGGCAGCUGCAACAAACUCUCCUGCACCUGUAGCCCUGCACUGGAAUCUACCGGCUGACUGAUGAGCCUCCAGCUUCACACUCCACACCUCUCUGAUGGUCCUCAUGAUAUAUUGUGUGUGUGUGUGAGUGUGUGUGUGUGUGUGUGUGUGCCAGCGUGUGUUGGCUUGCUUCAUGGUGCGUCUGCAUCCACGAUUGAUUUUUGCUGUUGGCAUCCAGCACCAAGCCAAGGCCACAGAACGAACAGCAGGCAACAGUGACUUCUGUAGAUGGGUCGUCCAUCUGUGUUAUGACUCCGCUCUGUGGUUUGAAUGACAAAGCACCGCAGCUCUGUUUCCAAAGACCACGUGAGGACGCCACCAUGUUUUCACUUUACCUCACAUUAUCCUUUGCAGACGCCAAAGAACAUGUCAGACGUGUUUCUUUUUAUAGAUAUGACAAUGUUACUGAAUAUAUUUUAAGAGUUUUGACUCCAGCAAAUGCAAUGGCCCCUUUUUUAUGAAUCAGAACUAAGUGGGAAUGUGUUUAGUGACAAAAGUUCCCUUUGUCCCAAUAUCUCAAAAAUAACUUUAAACCCUAUUUUAUCGGUAUCAUCGAACAAUAAUCAUUUACUUAACCUUAUUAUCUUUUUGGAACAAUACCAGAUUCCCCAAUGUGUGCACUUUUCAAUGCACACAUUGAAAAGUGUGAAACUGGAGAUUUGUAAAUGUAAAAAAGUUAAUAUUUUAAAGGCUUAGUAAUUAAGGACUAUAUAACAGACAAAGGAGGAAGUUCUGAGGGUCAGUACCUGAUUACUGAUUGAUUUAUUGAUUAUUUUUAGCCUAUGGCCCGUUUCUGACCGCUCAGAUACUUUGCACACACUCCCUCAAUUAAGACCAUUUACUUUCUCUUCCAUGGCACGUUAAGCUCCUCCUGCUGGUGCCAUUUAAAGUAUUGAUCAGAUUAAAAGCAUCUUCAUCAACCUGGAAACGUCCCUCAACACAGUGGACAGUUUGUGUGACACGUGGACAUUGUGCUCAUGCUGCAUGUAGAAGCUCCUGUGAGUCAGUCACAGCUGAGUUGUGCAGGGAACGAGGUUGUAAACUGUACUGACGACUCAAGCAAGGUCACAUCCUGUUAUUGGUCGACCUCCCGCCUCGUUUGGUUAUCAGCAGUGUGUUCCGCUCGGUUCACUUUAACUCAGCCUGACUGCAGAUGGAACCUUUUUCUGUCUGAUUAGUUCGGGAGACACACAAUAGCCAAUAGCACUGAAAACCCUUCAUUCAUUCAUAUUAACUUCCUUAAAUCACAAAUACUUUAUUCAGAAGGUCUGUUUCGAAACACUAAUUUCACCAUGUAGCCUGGAGGAGUGUGUUGAGUCUCCUUCACCUGUUUCUCAGCGGCUUCUUCAAACAAAAGAAAAGCUCUGCAGGAUGAAACACACCAGCAGCUGAUCUGCAGUCAGUGCAGGUUUCUCUCCCCUCAGCAUGAUUUAAUUAAGUAAUAAUGCUGCCUGCCUAUAAGGUCUUUCUGUCACCUUUGCAACUCACCGAUUCAUGUCCAUCAGUUAAUCUAUACCUGUCUGUGAUUGUUCCACUUCACUACACAUCAUGUUCAAAGUGCCCAUAUUAUGUCUUUCAGGGUUGUUGUUGUCUUUUCUUUUGUGUUUUUUCCUGCAUGUAAAAUGUGCUAAGAGAACAAGGACAAAGUCAAGUGCAGAGGAAUUUAUUUUCUCCCGCAGAAAACACUGCUCUUGAAGUGCCUGAAACUCUUUGUGUGCAGCUGAGGCAGGUUUUUGGAAAUGUACUGGAUGAGAGACAAUCUGGACUUUGAACAUUAAAGCAUGUAAACUUAUUCUCGUUGACCCCAAAAUGAAAGAUUUGAAACUUUGAAUGGCCUAAUUAUGGGGACUUUAAAGUCAUCUUCAGAUACCAGUGUGCCUCAUCCACAGAUGUAGAUGUAAUUUAGAAAUAUGCUUAAUCUGAUCUGACUUUUAAUAAUGGAUUAUUCAAAGAGUUGACAAUACACAGAUCUUUUUUUAGGGUUUUAAUUGUCACUGAAUGUAUUAAAGGGAUAGUUUGACAUGAUGCAUCCCACUCAUGUCUAUACAGUAAAUAUGAAGCUAUGGGCAACAGUCGCUUCACCACAAAAACAAGGGUUAAGUGCCAGUUUAUUUAUUGGGGUAAAAUCACAAUGGUUUUAUUUUUACAAUUUGGAAUCAAUCAAAAAAGACAUAUCAUGUUAAUUUGUAAACUUCAGAGCCGAUGGAUUAUGUUACCAGGCUUUAUACUUCUAUAAACUUCUAUACAGACACUGGAGUGUUAUUGAUUUCCUCCAUUACAUUUCAAGUUUUGUUAUCAAUCUCUGUAACGUCACAAACCAAAGAAGUAGAAUCUAACUCGGAACAAAAGAAGAAGCCCUCCCUCUGUUUUCUGUCACGUGUAUUUGCAGAAACCUUAUUCACGGGGAAUGUUGUGAAAUCUUGGGAUUAUGCUUUAAUGGAAGCUUGUGGACCUCAGGUCAUGUGCCACAUUAUGCACGAGUCUUUACAAUCUUCUUUACAGGUGCUGUAAUGUCAAAUAUAUUAUGCAUCAGUCAAAAUGAUAUUCAUGAAUCCACUUUGAGUGUGUGUGUGUAUAUAUGUGCCAAGACUCAUGCAUUCUUCAGUUUCAAUCAUCUGUUCGCCCGUAUUGUGAGCCGUGUGAAUCUUAUCGCCUCUGCCCUGCGUGCACAUCACAGCUGUACUGCAACUGUAUGACUUCUGUAUUCUAUAUGCUCUUAUCACUACAUCCAGAUGUGUAUCUUUAUAUUGUUUUCCCUCCAGCAGAGGCUCGGAAUAGAACCAGCAGUUUAAUAUCUGUUCUCCCUGUGGCCUGUUCCUCUCAUGGGCAGUCGGAGAAAUUCACACAGACAUACGCACACAUACACACACAUACACACACAUAUACACACACAGACAUUGUGAUCAUCCCUCAACCAAAUUCUCAUUAUGGUAAACAUACCUUUCGCCUCACUGCUACAUCAUGAGAGGAAGUGGGUGAUUUGUCUUCUCUGAGGAGGCAGAGGGGAUGAGACUGUUGCUUCCAACUCACGCAAGAUAUAUUUGCAUAUUUCACGAACAUCUUUAAAUCAUUUUUUAGUAAACAUCAACAAACAGAAGCCUUUUAGGAAUUGAUGUGAAUUUCAGUUACUGUAUCAAUGUUUGCUGAUGUUUAUUCAGGUGAUAUAUAUAUUUACAGGAUCUGUGAACUACAACCAAGAGUAAUUGUUGCUUUUUAAUUACUUUAAAAUGUCAAAACAACAUCAGAAUGCUCAGUUUUAUGUUCUGUUACUCAACAGCAUCAUGGUUACAUUAAAAUGUAAAAAACAACGACAGUACACAUGAGACUGUACAUGAAUUAAUGUGAAAUAUUUAUCAUGUUAUUUUCCCAAAUAUAAACUAUUUAUAUUCCA
Molecule: messenger RNA, 4572 nt
Organism: Hippoglossus stenolepis (Pacific halibut)
Lineage: Eukaryota; Metazoa; Chordata; Actinopteri; Pleuronectiformes; Pleuronectidae
Product: solute carrier family 66 member 2
Exons: 5
Coding region: 193-927 (244 amino acids)
Biological process (GO): retrograde transport, endosome to Golgi; phospholipid translocation
Cellular component (GO): endosome; trans-Golgi network
Source: RefSeq, a predicted model, not a curated record